This is a messenger RNA of Acipenser ruthenus (sterlet), 6872 nucleotides long. RefSeq names its product pumilio homolog 2. Gene Ontology annotation, molecular function: mRNA 3'-UTR binding. Lineage: Eukaryota; Metazoa; Chordata; Actinopteri; Acipenseriformes; Acipenseridae. Gene Ontology annotation, cellular component: cytoplasm; cytosol. The record is from RefSeq and is a predicted model, not a curated record. Bases 378 to 4154 code for a protein of 1258 amino acids. The transcript is spliced from 24 exons. Gene Ontology annotation, biological process: miRNA processing; regulation of mRNA stability.
UACACACCUUCAGGGAUUCAAACCCGCGGUUAUUGCCAGGGACCGAGAGUUAAGAACAUUUUAUUAUUUUAUUUUUUAUUUCCUUUUGUUUGGCGGGUAAGGCCCUCUGUUUAGAACCAGGAGGGGGGCCAUGUUGUUAGUGUAGUUACCCAGCAGCAAUGGCUGGCUCCGAUGCUUUUAAUGAGUUUGUGUUUUUGUCAGCGCUUCUCAGCGGAUUAUAUUGAAAGCUAAAGCUGUGUUUUUAUUUUAUAGAUUUUUAAGAAAAAUAAAGCAAGCAAUAGUAAUAUACAUUUUUUUUCUAAUUUUUUUAUUGGUGCUUUUUAUUACAUUUUAUUUUGUUCUUAAAUACGGUAUUGAACUGAAGGUUUUUACGUGGAAUGAGCAUUCCAUGUGUUGCCCUAGGCAUGAAUGAAGUGGCUUGGCAGGAGACCCGCGGAGCAAUGAUGCACGCAAAUGGUGCUCAGGAUUCCGGUGUAGUCGGACUUGGGGUCCCUAUAGUGGGGACUCCUGUUGGUGCCGGGGGAGGACCAGGUCUGGUGGGUCCCCCUCCACAAGCACUUGGUGGUGGCUCCAAUCCACACGUCCUCCAAACUGCAGUAACAGGUGCACCUGGUGCUCAGCCACCUCUCAGUGGACGCUCACAGGACGAUGCUGCAGUUGGCUACUUUUUUCAGCGGCAAGCAGGGGAGCAGCUUGGAAGCUAUUCCAGCAAGCACCGCUGGCCCACGGGAGACAGCAUCCACAUAGACCAGGUUCGACCUGUGGAUGAAAUGAAUCAUGACUUUCAAGCUCUUGCACUGGAAUCUAGAGGAAUGGGAGAGCUCUUGCCUGCUAAAAAGUUCUGGGAAUCUGACGAGUCUGCUAAAGAGGGACAAAAAGGGAUGUUCUUGGGAGAUGAAUGGCGAGAGAAUGCAUGGGGAGCAUCACAUCAUUCCGUAUCACAGCCCAUCAUGGUGCAGAGGCGGCCUGGCCAGGGAUUCCAUGUCAACAGUGAAGUGAACUCUGUCCUUUCUCCUCGGUCCGAAAGUGGAGGCCUCGGAAUCAGCAUGGUGGAAUACGUCCUUAGCUCCUCACCAGGGGACAAACUGGAUCCCCGCUACAGGAAAGGGCCGUUUGGAGCUGGAGAUGCUGAGACAGAUGGCAAUGAGAAGGGUGAUCAAAAAGGCAAUUCAUCACCUUAUGAGGACAAAAGCAGAGAGAUGAAACAAGGAGAUGAAGAUGUUCCUAAAGCAAAUGGACGGGGACUGCCAAAUGGAAUGGAUACUGAAUUUAACCGGACUCCUGGUAGCCGCCAGGCAUCUCCAACGGAAGUAGCAGAGCGCCUGGGUCCCAACCAGAACAGUUCUGAAGUGAUUGGCCACCAUCCCAACCCAGCAUCCAAUAAGCCACCAUUGGAGGAGUUCCAGAACCCAGAGACACAAAACAUGGACUCCAUGGAACAAGUCGGACUUGAGUCUUUACAGUUUGAUUACACAGGCAGCCAAGUGCAAAUUGACUCCUCUGGAGCUCCUGUAGGGCUUUUUGACUACAAUUCUCAGCAACAGCUUUUCCAACGGCCCAAUGCACUGACCGUUCAGCAGUUGACUGCAGCACAACAGCAGCAGUAUGCACUGGCAGCAGCUCAGCAGCAACAUCUAGCUGGUGUAUUUUCAGCAGGCCUUGCUCCAGCUGCCUUUAUGCCAAACCCAUAUAUAAUCAGUGCGGCUCCUCCGGGCACUGACCCCUACACCGCAGCAGGACUUGCAGCAGCCGCCACUCUUGCAGGUCCUACUGUUGUCCCCCCUCAGUAUUAUGGUGUUCCGUGGGGGGUGUAUCCUGCCAAUUUGUUCCAACAGCAAGCAGCAGCCGCAGCAGCUGCUAAUAACUCUGCUAACCAGCAGACCGCUAACCAGGGGCAGGGACAACAGAUGAUGCGUGCAGGAAACAAUCAGCGACCUCUGACUCCAAACCAGGGUCAGCAGAACCAGCAGGCAGAAUCACUGGCAGCAGCAGCAAACCCAGCACUAGCCUUCAGCCAAGGACUGGCCACAGGGAUACCAGACCAAGCCUUGAUGCCACAGAUGUUGCAACAAAAUGUAUAUGGCUAUCAAAUAGCAGGUUGGAAUCUAAGAAAACAACAAGGCUAUCAGGUGUUAGCUCCAGCUGCCUAUUACGAUCAGACGGGUGCCUUGGUGGUUGGCCCUGGAGCACGGCCUGGAUUAAGUGGACCUGUUAGACUGAUGGCUUCCACACCUGUAUUAAUCAGCCCAGCAGCUGCUCAAGCGGCCGCUGCAGCCUCAGCAUCUGGAACCACAAACAAUCUUGGAGGAGCUGCCAAUGGUCUUUUCCGCCCCAUCAACUCUCAGCAGCAGCAGCAGCAGCAGCAGCAGCAGCAGCAGCACCAACAACAACAACAACAACAACAACACCACCACCACCAACAACAACAGCAGCAACAGCAACAGCAACAGCAACAGCCCAACAGUAACAUGCAGUCCAACUCAUUCUAUGGCAACAACUCUCUAUCCAACAUCUCCCAGAGCAGCUCCCUCUUCUCCCAUGGCCCCGGCCAGCCUGGAAACACCUCGCUUGGCUUUGGAAGUAGCAAUUCCCUUGGAGCAGCUAUUGGCUCAGCGUUGGGUGGCUUUGGAUCAUCAGUCGGCAGUUCUGCCAAUAACAUUGCCUCCAGGAGAGAUUCCUUGUCUACCAGUUCUGAAUUGUACAAGAGAUCCAACAGCAGUCUAGCUCCGAUAGGGCAGCCGUUUUACAACAGCUUGGGAUUCUCGUCCUCUCCAAGUCCGAUCGGCAUGCCUUUGCCCACUCAGACUCCAGCACACUCCUUGACACCACCACCAUCUCUCUCAUCUCACGGGUCUUCAUCUAGCUUGCAUCUAGUUUUCAGCAACUCCAGCUCAGGGGGACUGACAAACGGCAGUGGCCGAUACAUCUCGGCAGCGCCUGGGGCAGAAGCGAAGUACCGCAGUGCCACCAGUACAUCUAGUCUGUUCAGCUCCAGCAGCCAGCUCUUCCCUCCAUCACGGCUUCGCUACAGCAGAUCUGACAUCAUGCCUUCUGGUCGUAGCAGGCUCUUGGAAGAUUUCAGAAACAAUCGCUUCCCGAACCUUCAGCUGAGAGAUCUAAUCGGUCAUAUAGUGGAGUUUUCUCAAGACCAGCAUGGUUCAAGGUUUAUCCAGCAGAAGUUAGAGCGAGCCACCCCUGCAGAACGUCAGAUGGUCUUUAGUGAAAUCCUUCAAGCCGCAUACCAGUUGAUGACUGAUGUAUUUGGAAACUAUGUAAUACAGAAGUUCUUUGAGUUUGGAAGCAUGGAUCAAAAACUAGCCCUGGCUACUAGAAUCAGAGGCCACGUCCUCCCAUUGGCCCUACAGAUGUAUGGCUGCCGCGUCAUUCAGAAAGCUCUGGAAUCCAUUUCGUCAGACCAUCAGGUAAUUAGUGAUAUGGUCAGGGAGCUGGAUGGACAUGUUCUAAAGUGUGUAAAAGACCAGAAUGGAAACCACGUGGUACAGAAGUGUAUUGAAUGUGUGCAGCCUCAGGCGCUACAGUUCAUCAUUGAUGCUUUUAAGGGCCAGGUGUUUGUGCUUUCGACUCACCCUUAUGGCUGCCGAGUGAUUCAGCGCAUCCUGGAACACUGUACCCCAGAGCAGACCAUGCCCAUCCUGGAGGAGCUCCAUCAUCACACUGAGCAGCUUGUGCAGGAUCAAUAUGGCAAUUAUGUCAUUCAACAUGUUCUUGAGCAUGGGCGCCCUGAAGAUAAAAGUAAAAUAGUUGCUGAGAUCAGAGGGAAAGUUUUGGCCUUGAGCCAACACAAAUUUGCCAGCAAUGUGGUGGAGAAGUGUGUGACCCACUCGUCCCGCUCAGAGAGGGCUCUGCUGAUCGACGAGGUUUGCUGUCAGAACGAUGGCCCCCACAGUGCCUUGUACACCAUGAUGAAGGACCAAUACGCCAACUACGUAGUGCAGAAAAUGAUUGACAUGGCAGAGCCGGCCCAGCGCAAGAUAAUCAUGCACAAGGUAGGGAUUAAUUAUAUACGUCCUCACAUUGCAACAUUGCGCAAGUACACCUAUGGAAAACACAUCUUGGCCAAACUGGAGAAGUAUUACAUGAAAAACAGCACUGACUUAGGGCCAAUUGGAGGACCAACUAAUGGACUGAUGUAGGAUAUGCACAAGAAAUUGAUACAGCCCCUUCAGAUGUUUGAUGCUUUCAACAAAUUAAGUUGAAUUACCAAAAAGCCAACUUAACCUAAGAAUGCUUUGACUUCCUAUUGUAAGCUUGUCAUGUUCCAGUAUAUAUAGCUACACUUCCAGCGAUUUAUCAGAUUGCUAUGCUGGGUAAAGCACAGAAUGCGUGUAUAUGAUGUAAUUGUAUCAAACUAGUUGUCACAUAUUUUGUAAAUUUUUACCUUGUAAAUUAACUGUAAAAAUGUGGGUAGUUUUUAAGAAAAAAUAAAUGUAGUAUUCGUAUAGUACACCAGCACGUGACUUGAUAACUCUGCCGGCAUUACAGCACAACAAAAAAGGACUUAAUUUAUAUGCAUCUCUAUUGCAAAUACCUUUAGAGAUUACCGGUGGGUAAAAUGAAAAUGGAAAUUGUGUAUACAGAAGAAAAGGUUAAGUUGUAUUUUGGUAGUUCACAUUUUGUAACUUUUUACAAAAAAAAAGCAAAACUAAUGAAACUUAGUGCAAGUUUUUAAAAAUGUAACUUCCAUCGCUUAAUAUGAAAUUUCAAUCUUCAAUGUUUUGAGAUGACCACUGCCCUGCAUUUCUUCCUCAAACAAAUCCAGUGAUGUAUAGAAGCAUUGUAUAUAUUUAACCGUUGCACAAGGUGGAGGUGGGUGGUGGAGGAGGAGGAGGGAGGGGGGGGGGGGGGGAUGGAUCAUGAUGGUACUUCCAUGCAUAAAGUAAGUCUGAAAAGUAUGGAGGUUAUUUUUAUUUUUAAAGCAACUUUCCAGUAUGUUUAGUAGUGAAAAAUAGCUGACGAUUUCUCUUUCUUCCUUUAUUGAUUUGUAAGAAAGUUUGUGACGGUGUUGAUGGUUUAUUUUUUGGCUUUAAAACAUGAACUGUAGUGUUGGGCAGAGUUGAUAAUUUAACGGGGCCUUCAAAGGGUAAACUUGAUAACUCAUUAUAAGGCAUGCAUGAAUACUCCAAUAGAUAUUGUUUUUUGCUUCAUAUAAAUACGUAGUGUAUAAGUCUAGUUAGCUAUAUGGAUGUUAGUUUACAGUUUGAAUUUUAUAAUAAUAAAUCUUUUUUCAAUGUUAAUCACAAGCCUUGCUAACUCAGUAGUGACACUUUGGUUGUACAGUUGUAUAUUUGUAAACCUUGAUGCUGUAAAUGUAAUGUCUUUUACUCUUUUGGGAAAAAAACAAAACAAAAAAACCCCAAAACUUUGCUUUUUUGUGUAUUCACAACCCUACACCUUGCCCUGGCAUAUAGUGUUGUAUAAUGUACAUUUAUUUCUUUGGAUCAAGAUUGAUUUCUUUUUUUAAUUCUAUCUUUAUAUGACUUUAAAAAUACAAAACGACAUUCUUUUUAUCUAUUGUUAGAAACAGUAGUUUUUGUUUAUACCUGUAGCUGUUGAAAUGUACUGUCAAUAUGGUCAUUUUGACAAAGUGUAUACUUCUUUCAGUACAUUGCGCUUAGAAUUUGAAAGGACUAGACAGGCAUUUAAUUACCACGGAAACCAAUACUCUCCAUCUUGUGCGACAGGAUUUUAUCUUUGUACAGAAUAGAACUGUAUUUUGGAAAUGUCUGCUAACUUGCAAGUGAAAGUAUGUAUGAUAGUCAGUUAUAUUCAUAUGAACAUAUGAGGUUGUAACACUAACACAUUGAUGUACAUUUAUAGGCGGCCUUAUGUACAUUUACAGACAGCAUUGUUUUGUUGUUUUUUGCAGGCAGAAUUGUGACCAGAUAUGUAUAAUUAAACAAUCCUUUGUAAUCUAUGCCUCCUGGAUAUAUUUUAAAAACAUUCUUUGUAUAUUCAGUUUCUGAGAGAGAUGUAAGAGUGUUUUGUAUUUCGCUGACUUUUGGUAGUUAGCUUUUUUUUUUUGUAUAGAUGACAAACUUGCAAACUUUUGAAUGUGAUCAGUCUUUUGGUCUGUAAGCCCUUGGAUAUGAUGUCCUUGACAAGGUAAAAAGUUGUUUUAUUAGUGCUGUGCAGAAAAAAAUAAUAUUCAUUUAGUUUAUGAAUGUAAAAAAAAAAAAAAAGUUUUUUGAAAAUAGUAAAAAUGUAGUUAUUAAUCCUUUUGCCUUAAAUGUAAUUUUAGAACCUCAUUCAGCUUUAACCCUUUCGUCCUGGAUAUACUGCAGGUGUGGCUGAUCAUGCAGCUUCCCGUAGCACACGGGAUAUUGUUUUCAUAGUUCUGACUUUAUUUUUUGUUAGUAUUCCCCUUCCUAGAACACAAUAUGCAGUAAAUACAGUAUUUUGCAAUUUCUUGGCUAUUUUGUACUCGGCAUUGUUUCUUGUUUUCUGAAGCAGCACAGCCCUAGUUUCCAUGGCAACUAUUUGCUCUUAAAGGGGGGUCAUUAUGUGAGUAAUGCACUCUGGUUUUCAGCACAGGAGUCAUGGUGGUACUGAUCAGGAAUUUUUUUUUUUUUUUGGGGGGGGGGGGUGGGGGGGGGUUGGGGGAGAUAAUAAUUGUGUUAAAUUGUGACAAAACCACUAAGCUUUCUGCUGAUGUUUCCUUUGAGAGACAGAUGGUUUAUGAACCAGUUUAUUUGUCUUUUCUGUUUGAUCAAGUCUGCCACCAGACUCUUUGGCAGUUCUGAUGGAGUAUUGUCAUUCAAUUAUUUGUAUAUGCUGUAUAAACAAAAGGAAAAAAAAGAAAUAUGUGAAUAACAUUGUAUGAAAUAAACGUGGUCUUUGUGUUUUCUGUAGGA